AUGAAAGAAAAAGUCUGUCUUAUAUGUAUUGACGGUUGGGGAAUUUCGUUAGCUGAAGACUCGGAAGGUGAUGCAAUUCGUCAUGCCAAUACGCCGGUAAUGUCCAGGUUUAAAGAAGAAUAUCCCUAUACCACUUUAGAGGCACACGGCCUUUCUGUUGGCUUACCUGAAGGGCUUAUGGGAAAUUCUGAAGUUGGUCACUUGAAUAUUGGUGCUGGUCGCGUCGUUUAUCAGGAUAUUGUAAGAAUUGACUCAUUAGUAAAGCAGAAAAAAUUUAAUGAAGUCGAAAACAUUAUUAAAUGUUUCGAACAUGCAAAAGAGACUAGUGGAAGAAUUCAUUUUCUCGGAUUGGUUUCAGAUGGUGGCGUUCAUAGUCAUAUCAACCAUUUAAUACAUCUUUUAGAGACCGCAAAAAAUUUUGGUAUUCCAAAAGCAUUUGUUCAUUUCUUUGGUGAUGGUCGUGAUACCAAUCCUCGUUCAUCUGAUAAAUAUUUCGAACAACUCCAAAAGGCCAUCGACGAUCUGGAAUAUGGUCAAAUAGCUACUAUCAUUGGAAGAUAUUAUGCCAUGGAUCGAGACAAGAGAUGGGAAAGAAUAAAGAUUGCAGUUGAAGCUUUAACAAAAGGCAUUGGUGAAAAAUCUCAAAAUCCUUUAAACACAAUUCAAGAACGUUUUUCUAAAAACGAAACAGACGAAUUUUUAAAACCGAUAAUAAUCUCCGAGGAUGGAUUAAUCAAAGAUGGUGAUACUCUUUUCUUUUUUAAUUUUCGUGCUGAUCGCAUGCGUCAAAUUGUUCAAACCUUUGGAGUGUCUCCACCUCCAUUUGAAAUCGACGUUCCGAAAGAUCUUCAUGUUACAUCUAUGACUCGAUACAAAGCCGAAUUUCCUUUUCCGGCUGCAUUUCCUCCGCAGGUCAUGGACAAUGUUUUGGCGGAAUGGCUCGCGAAGAAUGAAAUACCUCAAUGUCACGUUGCCGAAACCGAAAAAUAUGCACACGUGACCUUCUUCUUUAAUGGCGGUGUUGAGAAGCAAUUCGAACGCGAACAUCGAGAUCUUAUUGCGUCUCCAAAAGUUGCUACUUAUGACCUCAAGCCCGAAAUGUCUGCUAUCGAAGUUGCUGAAAAAGUUGCAGAAGAGAUAUCUAGUGGAAAAUUCCCAUUUGUCAUGUGCAACUUUGCAAACCCGGACAUGGUUGGACACACUGGAAUAUAUGAAGCAGCAAUAAAAGCCGUUGAAACAACAGAUAGAGCUAUUGGAAUCGUUUAUGAUGCAUGUAAAGAAAAUGGAUAUAUUCUUUUUGUUACCGCUGAUCAUGGUAAUGCAGAAAUGAUGCAAGAUGAUAAGGGAAACCCUCAUACAGCUCACACAUGUAAUCCUGUACCAUUUGUAAUGACCUCCAAAAAUCAUUCAUUUAAGGAUGGGGCCAAAGGAGCUCUAUGCGAUGUGGCUCCUACUAUUCUAGAUGUUAUGGAAUUGGAAAUACCCAAAGAGAUGACUGGAACAUCUUUAUUAAAGAAAUAA
Molecule: messenger RNA, 1521 nt
Organism: Acaulospora morrowiae
Lineage: Eukaryota; Fungi; Glomeromycota; Glomeromycetes; Diversisporales; Acaulosporaceae
Source: the annotation of a GenBank genome assembly